AUGUGCACCAACACCAACAAAACCCUGCGCAGGACGGAGGAGUUGGACCUGACGUGGACGUCCACGCUUAGCGAUACGCCUAACGUCAACUGCCUACGCGUAGAGAAUGACCAUGCGUUGGCGGACAACGAGAUCAUUGCGUUGUCAAUACACAUCAUGGAGUUUGACGUGGAUGAGGAUCAGAUCCAUAUGAAAUCUCAACCCGAAGAGGACGAUUCGUUAGACAUUCCCACGCUAGAGCUGCCAGAAGAUCCGGAAGCUUUGAUUGACGCGGUGGAAACGGAACACCCGUUGACUGUUGAGGAAAAACGUCAGCUGAAAGAUGUCCUGCGGCAGUUCGAUUGCACCAGCGAAGGUCGUCUUGGGAGGACAACCCUCAUUGAGCACGAGAUCGAACUCGUGGAAGGGACCAACAUGAAGGAGUUACCGAUGUAUCGUUACUCGCCGAAGAUCUGGGAGAACGUCGAGCAGGAGUUAGAGCGUUGGAAAACGUUGGAUGUUAUCGAGGAGUGUACAACCGAGUUCGCCAGUCCCCUGGUUCCAGUAAAGAAAGCGAACGGAAAAAUCCGAGUUUGUUUGGACUCGCGCCGGAUCAAUUCUGUCACUAAGAAGGACGCUUACCCGAUGAGGAACAUGUCGGAGAUCUUUCACCGGUUGCAGAAAGCGAAUCACGUGACUGCCCCAAUAACUGAUUUAUUGAAGAAGACCAAGAAGUUCCGGUGGUCUGAAGAGGCCAACAACGCGUUGAGUGAAUUAAAAUCUGUAUUAACGUCCGCCCCCGUUUUAUCAAACCCCGAUUACUCGCGACCGUUCUUAAUCGAGACUGACGCGUCCCAGCUCGCCGGCUUAGCGUGGAUACGUUUGGCCUUUCCGCUUGACCACCUGGAGAUGGCCAAGGAGCAGCCGGUUGUUGCGGAACCAUUGCUGCAGGAGUGCAGGUCAAAUGAUUGGAUCGUCAACUCCAGAAAGCGUAGAAAUGGCACCGGAAGCCAAUCUUUAAGACCUGGACCAUUAGGAACUCGUCUUUUUCGUUUCGAAGUCCCCAAACCGGUGGAAGCGGAUCUGGCCGCAGAAAUUAGAUUAGUCGAAAUGGAACCGCUGGUGGUGAAGAUGAGCACCGCGAGGCCGAACGACUCGGUGUCCGGAAGUGCGCAGAAGUUGCCGAAAGCGUUAGCCAUCGGCAAACCGACCAAGGUCAAGAGGGCGGAGAAGGUCGUCAAAUCAUCGCUCGCUGGCCAACAAUCUGCAGGACGUAUCAUCAGCGACUCCAAGCUUAAUUACUUAUUCAGUCAUACUCAGACCAGAAUCAGCAGCAUCGGCACCAGCCGGGACUUCUCCGAUGACGGAAUGGCGGAGAAAACGAUAAGGGUGAAGGUUAUGAUUGGGAGUCGGCGAGGCGUGACGGGGUUUUCCAAACAGCAAAAUCAUCUCAAAUCCAUUCUGCAGUUACGUGCGCUGAUGCCACCGUUCAUGUAUUGUGGCAGCGAAUACGCAGAUGGAAGGUUCGGGUCGCCACCGACCACCGGGACUAUCGUGGAAUGCGAAACAACAGUGUCGGCGGGGCAUGGAUCAAACCAUCCGCUGACGCAGUCGGGUGGUAAAUAACGCGACUCGUAUGGAGCAGGCGGCGGUCGUGGACAUCGCGAACAAACGCAACCCCCAUGGUUGAGCACAUGCAGCAGCGAGACCAGCACCGGGAUCCCGACGAUCACCGGCGGUGGCGGCCACCGGCCCAGUAGCAGCAGCAGGGUGACGGCACGAGCGAUACUUAGCGCGGUUCAUUCACACCCAGCAAAGGGCAAGGUUCAAACAGCGGGCCAGCAGCCUCGUCGGGAAAUUGAUCGUAGCGACCGGGCUGAUGGUGACAACGAAGAUUUGCCCCGGGAGAUCAUGCAGCGUCAUAUUGACUCCGAGGAGGACGAUCGCUUCAGCAUCCGUGCCCGGAGUCGUCCAGCAAGAUGGGCGGCGACGCCAUUAGACGUGCUUAUUUCCGGUACUUUAGGGCUGUGGAUUCGAAGCAGGAGUCGGAUCUUUUUGGCCUUGGGGAUGGCCCAGGUGCAGCAGAUGGCAGCGAAACCAGUGCAGCGGGAGCUUAGGUCAAAUAAUAGGUGGGUUCUGUGGAUCGACCAGGUCGUCGGCCCGGAGAUGAAAAAAAAGACGAUCAAGAAGCUGAGGAACCAUCGGUGGCGUGCCGCCUCGUUGACAGGAGAAAGUAGAAGCUGCCUGUUACAAACUUCCGUUACGCCAAAAGCAACACCGGCCGCCAUCCAGCGCAAUUCUACGUGGAGUCACGAAGAAAAAGGACGUAACCCUACUCAAGAUGCGUAUGUGGUUCGAGGAGUCCUGUUGGAUUGUCCGCUGAAGUACAAAAAGGGCGAAAGUCAGACCAACGAAAUUGUCGGCGAUCAGGACUUUAGCAAGCUCCUGCAGGAGGAACAUGUGGCCAAGGUGUGUGCCGAUAUGGUUGCCCUAUUGCCGGAAGAUGUUUUCACUGAGAUGGGCGUCUCCGAUCUGGCCCAACAAUUCCUGUUGAAUGUCGGCACGGCGAUUCGCCAGCUGCGUAAAACCGGAAACAACCGGCUGGCUCGUGCUUACGGCAACCAUCGUCAACCAAACGGAGAAACCCACUGAGAAGGGCCUCGGAACCGGUACCAGUCUGUUCAAGCUCAAAAAGAUGGACCCUAACCUCAAAACAUGCACCAUUUCCUCCAUGGUGUCUCCAAGGAUAUCCUCAACGGAACCGAACGUAAUCUGCCGGACGCUCUGCACGUUAAACGAAACCUUAUGCUCAAACUGCACACUGCACAAAUAGACUCGAAUACGUCAAGGUACAAGAACAAGUUCCGAUCGUGGAGCAACAUCUUCACUGGUGCCAAAAACGAUCACGAAGAUGUUGGAACGGUGGCCUGACUGGACGACAGCACAUCAAUGACUGGCCAAGCGGGCGGCAAAAAGGCAAAUCGUGGUCCGUACCGGCAAGGCGAAGGAAACUGUAGACAGUUUAUGAGUGCAUAUCAACAGCAGAUAGCGCCCGGCUUCCUGGCAUCCCUAGAAAGGAAUCACCCCUAGCAGUCCAGCAAGCAGCAAGGCGGAACACCCGGCAGCCAAAGGAACUGAAAAUCAAGCCGGCAUCCCUGAUCCGGUCACUAACGGCCAUUCCGUAACAUCCACGGUUUAUGUCCUGUCGGAAACUGCACAGAUAAGAACCGGCGGAAACGAUGGCCAACCUUUGUGCAACCCGGUACGCCGGAACACCAAGCACGACUACCGGGAAAAAUAGGCCAACCUGCCAGAAAUUUGCAAAGAACCAUGACAUGAAGUCACUCCAGUUUUUGGACUAACGGAUGCCCGCAGAUUGCAACUUUUGUUUUUUACUGUGUUAUAGUAGUAGUUUAUAAAGUAUUUUUCACGAAAAUCUAUGUAAUUUGAAGAAAAAACGAGGAAAUCUAAAUAAAAACAUAAACAACAGCAACAAACUUUCAAUCCAAACAAAUAAAUCAAAUGACAGCUGCGAAAAAACGAAGAAGAAGAACACAAAAACGGGGUUGACGCGCGUCCGAUUUUUCACCAUGACGUCGUUCUUACAUCGGCCCCGCACGUAGGCCUCUCGCGAUGUUCGAACAACCUUGACAGGUUGACGUUUCGGGUGCAAAAUACCUUGAUUCGGGUCUGAUGCGUGUCUCAAAAUCAGACCCGCAUCGGCCCCUGUAGGUCUGAUCGUCGUUCUUACGAUCAGACCCGAUCGGCCCCGUAUUUCUUACUGGGAACACUAGGAAAGAUUUCAGGAGAAAACAAUACACAGUAAAAUAACAAUUAGUUUUUGAAUUCAAACUAAAAAUUAAACAGUUUUUUGCUUUACUGAAAAUUGAUAGGCACACUAUAAAUGGUUAGGCGCUUAUACUUACAUCAAACCCUACGUAAUGUACCACCCCCGGCCGAGUUAAAAUGCGUAACCGGAAAAGAAGGUGUGCAUGCCUGGCACGAACACUCAAAGCGUGUUCUAGCGUGCUGCUCGUACUGACUCAGAGCAAGGGUGAGAUGUAGGUGUAAGGGCAGUGCGUGUUCGUCGGGAACCUGGUGCAUAAGAUCGGUCAAGGCCCGUUCUUACACUGAAAAUUGCGAAUUGCGAAUGAAGUAUGUACAUAAUUUUAGUUGAAAAAAAAAAAUAGUUUCAUAGCAUCCUACUUGGGCCAAAAUUUGUUGGUGACAUCAACAUUCAACUACAUGACCUUAUUUUUUUGUUUAAUUAUUUUUAACUAAACCGUCAAUUUUCGUCAAUUUUCUUAGACUGCAUUUUCAAAAAAAAAAUUCACGUGUUUUAAAGUCGUUGGUUGCAUCCAAGUUUUAAUGCCCGCCAGCUUGUAUCCAACAUUGCAUAAUAAAGAUCGACUUUAUCAAUCAGUCGACAUAAAUGGCCAAACCCCCUUUUCAACAUCUGUCAAAACCGUCAAAACAAAAAGCUGUCGCUGCUGCGGCUGCGAAACUUUAGGUGGUGGUGCAAGUGGUGGCUGGUUCUGGCCAAUUGUUUCGUUGCAGAAUUCGAUUUUCGUGUGAUUCCCACUUCCGA
Culex pipiens pallens (northern house mosquito) is the source of this 4567-nucleotide messenger RNA. RefSeq lists its product as uncharacterized. The record is from RefSeq and is a predicted model, not a curated record. NCBI's taxonomy places the organism in Eukaryota, Metazoa, Arthropoda, Insecta, Diptera, Culicidae. The transcript has 12 exons.